GCGAGAGAGAAAGAGAACAAGCGGGGAGGGAUGGUCACGCUCCCCGUGACCUAAAGCCCCCCAGUCUCCUCUUCUUUAACGUCACAAGGUGCGCGCAACAAAAACCAGCCACCAUCAACUGAGUUCUUCACAUCGCGACGCGCACGAGCCACCAUCAGCUGAGACUGUCACAACUCUUCUGUCCACACACACACAUGGAUACGCUGGUACUGGACUUUUAUUUCUAACUGCCAGGAGUUUAAUGGAUAUUAGUAAUAGCGCAAAAAAAACAAAAAGGAUUUAGGUCGUGAGCUCAGACUCUCAAAUUGAUUUGAAGGCGGGAAGCGCGAGCGCUGAGAGGAAUGAAGCACGAGAGUGGACACCGAGCCAAUAAACAGAAGCAGCCCGCUGAAACGGUCGCCGUAACGUCGUCAUGGAACUGAUGGAGGAAACGUAAAAACGGACUCUCAAAAGAAGUUAAAACGUUUAACACGUAAGAAAAACAGAAACAUUAAGAAAAGAAGCUGCAUUUCCUCAAACAAUCCGUUGGUUUCAGAACUUGGACAGCUCCCUCGUGCAGCCGCCUACACACAGUUACCAAAACGACCGUGUGAGGAUUCAUUGAAAUUACUGAACAAAACUGACCCAGUUCUUCUCGGUAUUCACCCCCAGAACAUCGACACGCCAUGACCGGUGUACUUCUGGGAGAGAAGCAGCUUUUUGAGAAGUUCUGGAAGGGCACGUUCGAAGCCGUGGCAAUGCCGAGACCCGAGAGCAUCAUCAUCGCCAGCAUCACCGCACGAAGAGCCGUGACAAAAUUGGAGACAGCAGUUAGCCUCGCACCCAAAGUUGAAGAGGAGAAAGUGAAAACGAAAGACACGGUCACAAAAAAACAUGAGAAAAAGGGACACACAAAACGCAGAGGAAGCAAACGCCACAGUCACCGCCGAGCUCGCAGUGUGUCUCUUGAUGCCGAACUUUCUCCUCGGCCAGUGCCUAGAACGAAAAAGAAGAAGAAGAAGUCACAGAGGAAGAGGAGGAGACACAGAUCUCCCUCCUGCAGUCCAUCACCUGUGAGGAAGAAGAAAAAGAAGAGCUCAAAGAAAAGGAAGCGACAUAGGUCUGCCUCAAGGAAGGGAAGGCACAGUGGAUCGAGUCCCAGACGUAAAAGAAAGGAGGAGAAAAAACAUAAAAAGAGGUCAAGGAGCCACUCUCAUCGGCACCGGCGCCGUAAAGCUGAAAUUAGGAGUUCCUCCUGCAUGGAAAACAGAUAUGAAGAUUGUGAAAAAUCUGGUUUCCAAGACGGUGGCCAUUCAUCAGCUGUCCAUGGAGGCGAUGCAUGCAGGUCGGCAAUCAAGCUGACCAAUAAAAUCUCCUCUAAGUGCUGCUGCCACUUUUCUGAAAGCACCGUCUCACCAUCACGUCAUGGGGUUAAGGGUUUAAACAAAAUGAUGAUCGUCCAGGACUCAAUAUCCAAUAAGGGCAAAGGUCAGGCAGAUUACGAUUCGGGAAAUGACACGUCCUCUCCACUGUCAAGUAAAACUGGCAUCACAAGGUCAAAAGUGACCAGAAUUGGAAAGUUCUCUUGUCAGGAUUUAACAUGUCCUGAGAAGCUUAGACUAGCCGAUGGGGACAAUGCCUCGGAUUCAGGCAACUCACUAACCAGCUAUGACUCUCUGGGUAAACCAGUACUCAGAGAAAAUACCCUACACAGCUCUGUCUUCAACAAGUUUAAAGGUGAAGAAACAGGCAGGCACGCUGAUUUGGAGAAGACACAGCCUCUGAGUCUCGUCACCGAUAGGAAUCGGAGUCCGUCUUAUGAUAGAUAUCAGGAUCGAACGAGGUCCCGCAGCAGAAGCAUAUCAUCCCAAAGCAGAUACUCAGGGCGCUAUUCCAGAAGCCGAUCCCUGUCCUCAGGGAGGAGAUCAUAUUCCCGUUCGUCCAGUUAUUCGCUGGAUUCACGGAGAGACAGUCUGUCUAGUGCGAGCAGUUGCCGCAGUCUAAAUUACUCACGGUGCACACCAGACAGGUUUCGAGAGCAGAAAAGAGACUGCAGUUCCUGCAAGAGUAGAAAGCACAGCAGGAGAAGACCUUGUUCCCCUAUGAGAAAGAGAAGAAGAGAUUCCCCCAGCCACCUGGAAGCCCGUAGAAUUACAAGUGCCAGAAAGAGGCCCAUCCCUUACCAUCGUCCCAGCCCCUCUGUCAGCAGCAGAUCCUCCAGCCUCCUGUCCUGGCGCCUGUUUUCUCUCGGACGCAGUCGUUCACGGAGUCGCAGUCGCAGUCGUGAGACUUCUUCUUCAUACAGGAGCUACAGUCGCAGCUCAUCGUUGAACUCUGUAUAUAGCAGACGCAGUCGCAGUCGGAGCAGAAGCUAUGACUCAAUUGUGAGCUACAGCAGAGCCCGCCGCUAAUUCACGGAUGAACCAGAUGCAGGGAUGCUGAGCUACAGCACGAGCCCGGGACCGCGUCUUAUUGUAACUGGAAAUGAAAUGGAGCAGCACUGAGAACAUGCUGUGCUUGGAUGUGGAACACCAGGCAGUGACAGGAUCAUCUGUUCAGUGUCAGAUAAGACUGAAGCUUCUAUAUUGUUGUGUACUAAACUGUGUGCUUUCAUCCAUCCCGCUCAAAGGAAAAGAAAAA
This is a messenger RNA of Rhinichthys klamathensis goyatoka, 2619 nucleotides long. It is a transcript of the gene srrm4, whose product is annotated as serine/arginine repetitive matrix 4. The record is from RefSeq and is a predicted model, not a curated record. The transcript is spliced from 13 exons. NCBI's taxonomy places the organism in Eukaryota, Metazoa, Chordata, Actinopteri, Cypriniformes, Leuciscidae. Gene Ontology annotation, molecular function: mRNA binding. Bases 666 to 2390 code for a protein of 574 amino acids. Gene Ontology annotation, biological process: neuron maturation; mRNA processing; regulation of RNA splicing. Gene Ontology annotation, cellular component: nucleus.